GGACACCAGCAGCAUCGGGUCAUGGGGAUGUGUACCUAGCGCCACAAACCCAUGUACGCGGAGGCAGCAGCUGCAGUUUCGGCGGAGAACACUCGCCGUCCUCAGGAGCACCGACUCCGGCCAUCAGCUCCGGCAGAGCCCGCAGGGGGCCGUGAGAGCACCGGGUCAGCGUGGGCUUCGCAGAGAAGAUGAAUAUCCAGGUUCUGCCAGAACACAAGCUCUCGUCGGUGGCCCCGCUGAAACAGUGCAAUGUGGAGAAAAAGGAGGUUGAACUGAUACUGGUUAAGGACCAGAAUGGCGUCCAGUACACCAGUUCCUCCAUCAUCCCCACCCCUGGCCACCUCGCAGGUCCUCCCGGAUGCACCGAUGAAGAACGAGAAACUUGGGGCAAGAAAAUAGACUUUCUCCUGUCGGUUAUUGGCUUCGCAGUAGACCUGGCCAAUGUUUGGAGGUUCCCGUACCUGUGCUACAAAAAUGGAGGAGGUGCCUUUUUGAUCCCGUACAUUCUUUUCUUGGUCAUUGCGGGGAUGCCAUUGUUCUACAUGGAGCUUGCCUUGGGCCAGUACAACAGGGAAGGGGCAGCUACUGUCUGGAAAAUUUGCCCCAUCUUUAAAGGUGUGGGCUACACUGUGAUCAUCAUAGCCCUGUAUGUGGGCUUCUACUACAAUGUCAUCAUUGCCUGGUCCCUCUACUACCUGUUCUCCUCCAUGACCAAUGAGUUGCCAUGGCUCAAAUGUGGCAACAUUUGGAACAGUCAGAACUGCACCGACCCCAUAUCCCUCAACGGAUCCAUCAUUGGCAAUGGAACGUCUUACGCCAAGUACAAGAUCACCCCGGCAGCAGAGUACUAUGAACGGGGUGUGCUGCAUCUCCAUGAGAGUAGGGGCAUCCAUGACCUGGGCAUGCCUCGCUGGGAGCUCACCUUGUGUCUUGUCGUGGUGGUCUUCAUCCUCUACUUCAGCCUGUGGAAAGGUGUCAAGUCUUCAGGGAAGGUGGUUUACAUAACAGCUACCAUGCCCUAUGUGGUCCUUUUUGUUUUGCUGAUCCGAGGCAUAACUCUACCAGGGUCCAUGGACGGCAUCAGGGCCUACCUCCACAUUGACUUCAAGCGGCUCAACAAUCUCGAGGUGUGGAUUGAUGCUGCCACCCAGAUAUUCUACUCACUGGGAGCAGGAUUUGGGGUGCUCAUUGCUUUUGCCAGUUAUAACAAAUUUGACAACAACUGCUACAGGGACGCUCUCCUGACCAGCACUGUGAACUGCGUCACCAGUUUCUUCUCAGGGUUUGCCAUCUUCUCUGUGCUUGGAUACAUGGCUUACAAACAUGGGGUGAAAAUAGAAGAUGUGGCAACAGAGGGGGCAGGAUUGGUGUUCAUCAUCUACCCUGAGGCAAUUUCUACACUGCCUGGCUCAACAUUUUGGGCUAUUGUGUUCUUCAUCAUGUUGCUGACUCUGGGCAUUGACAGCGCGAUGGGUGGCAUGGAAGCAGUCAUCACAGGCCUGUCAGAUGACUUUAAGAUCCUCAAGAGAAACAGGAAGCUCUUUACCUUUGCCACAGCCUUCGGAACCUUCCUGGUUGCCCUCUUCUGCAUUACUAAUGGAGGGAUCUAUGUGCUGACCCUGUUAGAUAAGUAUGCAGCAGGGACUUCUAUACUAUUUGCUGUGUUGAUCGAGGCCAUUGGAGUGUCAUGGUUUUACGGUGUGGACCGCUUCAGCGAAGAUAUCGAGCGAAUGAUGGGCUUCAAGCCAGGUCUUUACUGGAGGCUGUGCUGGAAAUUUGUCAGCCCAGCUUUCCUGCUGUUUGUUGUAAUAGCCAGUGCAGUAACAUCGUCAGGCCUGAAGUAUGAUGACUACACCUUCCCCAACUGGGCUAACGUAGUUGGCUGGGGUGUGGCCAUGUCCUCCAUGCUGUUUGUCCCCUGCUAUGCCAUAUAUAAAUUAUGCAGCACAAAAGGAACAUUCAAACAGAGAAUAGCCUAUUGCAUCACUCCAGAACAUGAACAUCAUUUGGUGGCUGAGGGAAAUAUACGGCAGUUCACACUCAAGCAUUGGCUGGCCAUCUGAUGACAAUCACCCAGAAUUCCCUCUUCCAUCCUCACAUCUGGUGUUUUGGAGUUCCUGUGUGCCGCCAGUGGUCAAACAGACAAGAAGAACAACAGGCUCCAACCUUGUUCAGCAGUCUCCCCUGUCCAUUUACUACCCAAAGCCUUUGUUGACAACAGUAUAUUCAAGCACUUUGGUUUCAAAAUAUUAACAGACAUAACUCUUUCAAAAGCUUCAGCUCAUAAGGAAGGGGCACCUCAUGGGGACAGUGCAAGUACUGUUAUUUGCCCAUGGACAGUGUUAUGUUUUUUAUAAACCAUUUUAAUUAAUCAUAACUGUAGUUGUGAUUUUGUAUAGGUUGUGGUGUGACUAUUACCUCCUGGAAGAAACAAACUGAAAUGAAAACCAAAACAGUCCCAUUAUCCUGUGUACUAUUAUACAGGAAACCCAAAUAAUUACACGUUUUAACUUUUUUUUUAAUCUUAUGGUUAUUUAUUUUUAGAUUAAUAUUGAAAGAAAGUCUCUGUUCUUGCUGUUCUGUUGGCAUAGUGCCGUAUCUGUGUCAGUGCCUUAUCAAGGGAGACACUCCAUGUUUAUAACACUACGUACAGGAAGAAAUUAAAUAAACUGUGUUGACUCAGGAAGCCUCCAAAUCAAGCCACAGUUUGUGGAUGGCAAUCUCGAUUUGACCCAGUCCUUUGAUACUCAAGUCAAUCAGCUGGAGGUCAACAGUGCAUCAAGGUAAAGCUCCUAAGCAAAGAUUAUAUAUAAUUUAGGUCUGUUAUAAUGAUUUCAAGUCAUAUUCUGUUACAAAAAGGGAAUAAUGCAUGCAUCACUCCAAAGCUUUAACAGAACUGAGGCAGGCUUUAUUCACCUCUUAUGCUUUAAAAAAGGCCAGACUCCAAACCAUGCCUUAAUCUCAAAGAAAGACUGAGGCUGAACCUGGUCAGUGCCUGGAUGCUUACUGAAGGUGAAGAAAAACAAAAUGGCGAAACUGUUACAUUUUUGUAUUAUUAUUGUGUGACUUUUACUUUACAAAUGUAUGUCUGUUCAGUGCAUCUGAGGAGUAUAAGACGCUUUUUCUCCAAAGAGACCGAAGGAAAAAGAUAGAGACAUAGAUGGAGUGUGUGUGUGUGCGUGUGUUUGUUUGUGUGUGUGUAUUGGGAUUUUGUUGCCAACCAUACAGUAUGCUGCAAGUGAAAGCACAUGGAGGGACGGGGGGGGGGGGACGACACACCACUGUCAAAUGUUUCUUUUACUGCACUGUAUAUUAAUUUAAGUGCAUGAUAACUGGUCUUAUUUUUUAUUUGAAACAUAUCUUGUGAUGUUCUAUUUUUUAAUCACCUUAGAAGUGCCAAUAUGUUCCUUUAGGAAUGUUUUUGAUUACCUUAUUCAGUUUAUCUUUAUACCUCAGCUGAGGAGGAUAGGUUUUCAGUUGGAAAACUACUGGCCCCGUUUUCAUGAAACUGGUGGAAAGGUGAAGCAUGGGCCAUGGAAGAACCCAUUAUAUUAGGGAGCAGAUUGGCCUUGGUGGAGGUCUGUGCUCUCUGAGUGCACUUAUAGUUUAUUUAUUGGAAUUCAGUUUAAUUUAAAACGUGAAUCAUAACAGAGCCCUGCCGCAAGGAAUAAAGCCACAAAGAAAAAAACAUCAAAAAUGUGUGGAAUAUAUAAGACAAUAUAAAAAUAUUAAAAAUAUAUUCUUUUGUUAUGUAUAAUCUUGUAUUUAUCAAAUUGUUUAUAACAAAACGUGAAUGUAAAGUAUUUUAAGCGUAACUGUCCACAGUCAUAAAAUGGUGUUCGAUGUAUAGCUAAGAUGAACUAUGUAGAAAAAAAAUAUUCUUCAGUGUAACCCGGGGCUACUUUGUCACAUGAAUGUGAAAAAUUACACCCUUGCUUUCCUGGACUAUGUUUACAAAAAUACUGUGUACAAUACCAAUGUCCUGUUGAACGUGAGUGACAAAUAUCUAUGAAGAAGUCUGAAGUAUUCACACUAUGAUAAUAAAU
Molecule: messenger RNA, 4046 nt
Organism: Anoplopoma fimbria (sablefish)
Lineage: Eukaryota; Metazoa; Chordata; Actinopteri; Perciformes; Anoplopomatidae
Gene: slc6a2
Product: solute carrier family 6 member 2
Exons: 15
Coding region: 189-2063 (624 amino acids)
Biological process (GO): sodium ion transmembrane transport; dopamine uptake involved in synaptic transmission
Cellular component (GO): neuron projection; neuronal cell body membrane; presynaptic membrane
Molecular function (GO): dopamine:sodium symporter activity; norepinephrine:sodium symporter activity
Source: RefSeq, a predicted model, not a curated record